Molecule: messenger RNA, 3030 nt
Organism: Toxoplasma gondii ME49
Lineage: Eukaryota; Apicomplexa; Conoidasida; Eucoccidiorida; Sarcocystidae
Product: cell-cycle-associated protein kinase MAPK, putative
Exons: 10
Coding region: 87-1733 (548 amino acids)
Biological process (GO): protein phosphorylation; intracellular signal transduction
Cellular component (GO): cytoplasm; nucleus
Molecular function (GO): MAP kinase activity; ATP binding
Source: RefSeq, a predicted model, not a curated record
UUUCGGAGCCGACAGGGUGUCAGUCCACCAGGACGCCGGUAUUGUGGUGUGUGGCUGUCUGUUUUGGUCUGCAUUUCGUUUUUGAAAUGAACACUGGGCAACGCCCGGCCACUGGCGCUAUGAUGGCACCUGGCGGCUGCCAGGCUUACGCUCCAUGCGGCGCCGAAGGGCAUGCCGCUUACCAGCAACAACCUGGGAGGUCGUAUUCGCAACAGUAUGAUGCCCAACAUCAGGCAUCUGUUCGAGGGUAUACAUCACAGCAAGUACAGUACAGAAAUGCACAUCCUUCAGAUGUGGCAGCAACAAACGCCGUUCAACAACAAGCUGCCGUGCAACAUCAUGUUGGCAGCCAGCAGUCGAGCUCGCACGAAGCGGCUGCUGCACAACAGCACAACAGCGGCACUCAACACACCGUGUCGGGCUCCCAGCAGGAGGGCCAACAACGGAAGCAGCAUCACUCGUCGAAGCCUACUGCCAGCAUGCCGAGGCCACAUUCGGACUGGCAGAUUCCGGACCGCUAUGAAAUCCGCCACCUAAUUGGGACCGGGUCAUACGGCCACGUAUGUGAAGCUUAUGAUAAACUGGAGAAACGCGUUGUUGCGAUCAAGAAAAUCCUGCGCGUUUUUGAAGACCUUAUCGACUGCAAACGCAUCCUGAGGGAAAUUGCUAUUCUGAACAGACUGAAUCACGACCAUGUAGUGAAGGUGCUCGACAUCGUCAUCCCAAAGGAUGUGGAGAAGUUUGAUGAGCUGUACGUCGUACUCGAGAUUGCGGACUCUGACUUCAAAAAGCUCUUUCGGACCCCGGUGUACCUGACGGAACUUCACAUAAAGACGCUUCUCUAUAACCUCCUUGUCGGUGUGAAGUAUGUACAUUCUGCUGGCAUCCUGCAUCGCGAUUUGAAGCCCGCCAAUUGUCUGGUCAACCAAGACUGUAGCGUGAAGGUAUGCGACUUCGGCCUUGCUAGAACCGUGGACUAUCCUGAGAACGGGAACUCCCAGCUGCCAAUUUCUCCUCGAGAAGACGACAUGAAUCUCGUCACCUUUCCACACACUAAGAACCUCAAGCGGCAACUUACAGGACACGUCGUGACGAGGUGGUAUCGCGCUCCGGAGCUAAUUCUGCUGCAGGAGAACUAUACCGAGGCCAUUGAUGUGUGGUCUAUCGGGUGCAUCUUUGCUGAACUUCUUAACAUGAUUAAAGAAAACGUUGCGUAUCACGCGGAUCGAGGUCCCCUCUUCCCAGGCUCGUCGUGCUUCCCUCUGUCUCCUGACCAGAAAGCGGGCAACGACUUCAAAUUUCACACCCGCGGCAAUCGCGACCAGCUCAAUGUUAUCUUUAACAUAUUGGGGACUCCGAGUGAGGAGGACAUUGAGGCGUUGGAGAAGGAGGAUGCGAAGCGCUAUAUUCGAAUUUUCCCGAAGAGAGAGGGCACGGAUUUGGCUGAACGUUUUCCGGCGUCCUCUGCUGACGCUAUCCAUCUGCUGAAAAGGAUGCUGGUUUUCAAUCCAAACAAACGCAUUACGAUCAAUGAGUGCCUGGCCCAUCCCUUCUUUAAGGAAGUCCGGAUCGCCGAAGUUGAAACAAACGCAACAGAGAAGGUUCGCCUGCCUUUCAAUGACUGGAUGAAUAUGGAUGAGCCUCAACUACGCUAUGCAUUCGUCAAGGAGAUCCAGCGGUACCAUCCAGAGAUUCAGUUGCCUAGGCGGUCACCAAACCGGGCGAGCUCAUAGGACAUCAAAGCCAGUGUCCUAGAGAAAUUUGUUCUCGGAGGUAGUCACCGCGUCCACGCAAUAUGUCGAGGACAGUAUCUAGCAAGCCAGUAAUCGGUUCAUUUUACUUUCGACGUGCCGUGGGAUAGGAUUCAGUCAGUAGCAGUAGAGUCCGCGUUUGCAUAGCUUCUCUCUUGAGACGACCACAUAGGGCACAAACCCAUGUGUUGCAAGUUAUGGUUGAAAAGUCAGAAGGCAGGGCUUGAAAAUUAGCAUAUUCUCUAGAGAGAGUUGCGUCACAGUUCCGCGGUUUGAAGAGUGUAUCCUCCACUUAUGGAUACAUUAUCGCAAUUCCUCGGACAACCCAAAGAGCUGAGUGCUGCGAUGUCUUUCUGCGGAUCAAUGAAUAGACCGGGUACUCGGUUUCUUCUCGUUUUUCUUUACUCGCUUCGUGGGUGGGCACAGCAUCGCUACAAUGUGGUAGUAUAUACUUUGAAGGAGUUCUCCAGCAAAUUUGCUGACGGUUGCGUCGGGGUGGGCAGGAACAUGUGGGCAAUCUCGGGAUGUUCCUCGAGGUAGUCUUCGGUUGUGUGCAGUGGUACUUUCGGCACAGGAAGCAGGCGGCUACUGCGGUGGACAGUCACCACGGCGGCUGCAGGCUCCUGGGCGGUUCGGGAAUAUUCGCAUGGACUGACCGUCCAGCAAGAUAUAUAUAUAUAUAUAUAUAUAUGCAUAUAGGCAUACACCGAAUUCUUCUGCUGGUCGUCUCCCAGCAGAAGAUUUCUGAAACUAGGCAGCAACCCUAUGAAAAGCAAUGAAAGGAGAACCAUAGCUUCUGCAGCUACAACGUAGAUACUCGGUACGUGGACAGGACAUAUCUUGCUGUUUGAGGCGACCACUAGGAACUAUACAGGCAUGCCUUCAAGCAGCGAAACAGCGUAACGUUUUGACGCUGUGAGGACCUCUAUGUGUUCAUCAAGGUCAAGGGUAAGCUACCAGUGGGAAGGAACAAAAGAAAGGUGGCGGGUGCAUUUUGGCAGGCUGUUCAGAAUACAGACUUCUCAAUGAAGGUGCCUUCUUAGUAAAGAAGGGGGGGAUAAUGCCGUUAUGGUGCACUUUUUUUGUAUCUUAUAGUCGAACACGAGGAAUGUUUUUAGCUGCGGCUAUUAUCAAACGCUUGUGGAUUCUUCAAGGGUGCGGCAUAACCAGUGCUGUCCCACGCGCUAUCAAAAACUGGUCAGCAUUCCCCGUUCCCCCAGUCGUUUCUAUCCUAACGUGACAUGAACGCGAUUGGCUUCUUUUUGUCCGUGGGCGCCAC